This is a messenger RNA of Esox lucius (northern pike), 3644 nucleotides long. RefSeq names its product nectin-3-like. The transcript has 5 exons. Lineage: Eukaryota; Metazoa; Chordata; Actinopteri; Esociformes; Esocidae. Gene Ontology annotation, cellular component: adherens junction. The record is from RefSeq and is a predicted model, not a curated record. Bases 128 to 1039 code for a protein of 303 amino acids. Gene Ontology annotation, biological process: heterophilic cell-cell adhesion; homophilic cell-cell adhesion.
GUUGAACCCUUCUCUCUCCAGCGAAUGCAACGAUGCGAGUGGAUACUUAAGUUAUAUGUAACGUCGGUUAGCUACAUACCAAUUACACUGUGGAGUAAACAACUUUUUUUAACAUAGACAAGACGGAAUGAACCGAAUUGUGGAUUCAUCGUGGUCCUUUUUUGUUCUACUCGUUGUUAAUACGGGAUUGCGCACAAACAGUCUGAAGGUGAUUGGAGGAAAGAGGACUGUUAUCCUGGCCAAAGAUGCUGACCUUUUCUGCAGAUUGUCUGAGGCUGAGGAGUUUGAUCAGAUAACAUGGCAGAAAGAGACCCGGGAAAAUCCCAACAAACAUAAUUUCCUUGUCAUUAAACCCGAUGGGACUACUAGCAAUGUGAAUGGGUUGAAAGGAAGAGUUCUGUUUAUUGGGAACACAUCAGAUUAUCUUGGAUCGAUUCGAAUAAGAAAUGUCACGCUGUUGGAUGAAGGCACCUACACAUGCAUCUUCAGUGUUUCCAGUGGACCAAUCCAAACAGAGAUGUCUCUGACUGUGAUCGUUCCUCCAGUGAUGUCAGUGACAGGUCACGUCUCUCCUGUGGUGGACAAUGAAGUCGUCUUGGUAACCUGCAUUGCUGCAGCUGCCAAGCCAAAGGCAGAAGUCUUUUGGAACACUGGUGCUUUAAACAAAUCAUUGAGGUGGGUGACAAACUCCACCCAGCACGCCAACGGCACCAGUACAGUACUCAGCCAGCUUAUUGGGCUCCCAACCAGAACAGCCAAUCAGAAACAGGUUCAGUGUGUGGUCAACCAGUCUGCCCUGGAAGAAGAAAGAACCCUCUCCUACACCAUAGACAUCCACUAUCCACCUCAGACAGUAAACAUUAAACCUUCCUCCCAAGACAAAUACUUCCUGUGUGUUGCAGAUGGCAACCCAAAGCCCAACUACAUCUGGAGCAGGCAGGCUGUACAGCUCUCUCCGUUCCCGCACCAGCAGGCUCAGAAACAGUUUCUAUCCAUCUGCUGUAACCAUGCUGAAUUACGUGACCCAUCCCAUCACUAACUAUGGCCACCCUCUGCACUACUGGACUAGUCUGGUAAGAUUGUUCAGUUCACGUGUCUUUGCUGCUAUUCCUGUAUUUAAUUUGCACAUGCCGACUUGCACCUUAAACUAGCACCUUAACCCUGCCCUCACUGCACACUGCACACUGCACAUUUAGAACUGCCACUGUACUUGCAUUUUCAAUUGUUACACACGUCUACCUCAUUGCUGCUGUCCCUGCAUUGCAGUUGCACAUGCUACCCUACUCCUUCAGUUGGCCUCGAUUGCAAAAUCAGAAUGCCAUUGAGAAUUGCCACAACUAUUUGUCUCACUUGUACAUACAUUAUACUUAAUACCUAUACAUUUUCUGUAAAUUUGUGAAUUUCCCACUGCACAUUUAGAAUUACCACAUGUGAUGCUUUUGCAUUGCACAUCGAGACAUUCCACUUGUAUAUGCAUAUACUUGUACAUUUUUCUGCACUCCUCUAUUUGCAUUUCUCGCUAAAUGCAACUGCAUUUCGUUGUACUGUUCAAAGACUAAGUUAAAUCUAGUCUAAUAUCAAGCGCUUCACACUAACAAAGAGAUUAAGCUUACUUUGUGUGGCAUACUAUGGCAUAGUUUUCAAGUACUCCUAGAUUACUGCAAAAACAUUGUUCGGCCUUAGAGUUACCUAAAGGAGUCCCUCAGGUUCAAUAAUUGGCCCAUUAUUGUUUUCACUUUAUAUAAAUUACAUUGGUGAUGUCAACAUUUUUAUUUUCCGUUUGUAUGCAGAUGACACAGGGAUGUACUCUAUUGCUCCAACAGCUGACCAAGCAUUAUUGCCGUUAGUCUGAUUGUAAGAUACUACAGAGAUCUCUUUUACAGCUUGUUUGUUGUUACCACUUAUUUUAUAUGCUUUUUCUAGGUCCAAACUCUCAAUUAGAAAUACAAUUGUAGUCUAAUUACUAACUUGGUAUGUACUCAAAUUGAACAGGUCUAUCUUAAAAAACAUCCUACCGAAUUGGGGAAAGAAGUUAACAUUCAAGUUAGGGUUGCUUUAUAGAAACAGGGCUUGUCUGUCCUCUGUAAAUAGAAGACUAAUUGUGCAUGCUACUUUUGUCUGUUGUAGAUUAUGGUGAUAUUAUCUAUAUGCAUGAUACGUCAUCUACAUUAAAACCACUGGAUUCUAUUUUGAACUUCGGUUAAUCACGGGUGAUAGUUACAGAACUCAUGACUAUUCUCUAUCAACGUGUGGGUUGGGCCUCUUCUUCUGUGAGUUGGAAGCUCCAUGCUCUCUUGUUUAUUUAUAAAGCACUUCUUUUAAAGCUACCUUCAUAUAUAUCAUCAUUAAUUUCCACUAGACUUACUAAUUUCAAAACCAGAUUACAGAUGUGGAUUACUUUAGGGCCUCCAGAUGUCUCCAUAGAGUUGGGUGGGACUGCUUUCAGCUCUUUUACAUUUUAUUGAUGGAACUAAUCCAACUUAAAUUAGAAGCUGGUGUCCCUUGUACCUAAUUAAAAAUGUAAUGGAGGACCAUUAUGAUGUUGUCUGUAAUUUUUUUAUUUGAAUUGCAUUUUGGGAAAUGUAUUUAUAAAUAUUUUAGUUUUUGUGUCGAAGCUGUAUAUGUAAACAUGUCUACACACGGUACAGAUGUACAAGAGAUCCAGGUUUCACUCUCUUUUCCCUGUUAAAAUUAAGUUAAAAUAUAUUUCAUUCAACCAGCCUGCUACCGACCCACACUUUAUCCAGAUAACAGAUAUUAUAUGACCCUAAACCUUCCUGCUGCAUGGAUAUAUCCAUGGAAACUUCGGGUUAUUAUAUGAUGCUACCAGUAUCACUACUAGGCCGGUAGACCAAGAGCUCAGUUUGUGGCUGCGCGAUCCCAUGCCUGAGGUAUGUGAAAAUAUUUUUUAUGGAAUAUCAGACUCUGAAUACACUACAACAAAAAUGUAUACUUAAACAUAAACUUAGCCGUUGAGUACCUGCUGAAGGACAGUGUUAAGAAAUGGAGAGAAUAUAGCACAGCUGUGAAUCUGCUAGAACAGGCCAUCCACAAAAACUGAUUAUCCAGGCAAGAACGGAAGUGAUCAGGCAGCCUACUAAGAGGCAUAUGGAAACUCUGUUACAAUCUUCUGUAGCUGAGCUAAGAGACACUGUCAAUACUGAAACAAUAGCCUGGAUUCUCACUAGGACUGUAGUGGGGCCCCUGGAAUUCUUUGAACCAGCUUUCUUUUAUAUAACAAAGUGUCUUAUUUGACAGCUUCUAUGUAGUGAUAAGAAUUGUGUUUGGCUGAUAUGGUUUAUCCGUAGCGACUUCUGCCUCUGUGCUGACCUGCUCUGAUAUCUCCCUAACCACUUCAGGGCUAGACGUAUCCCUAGCAAUGAUUAACUGCUGCUCAUCUCCCAAUUUCGUUUCUAGCUAUAUCUAUUUAAUAGUACUCAAACUAGGUAGCUAUGUCACUCACUUUUGUCUUUGCAUUAAAAGAAAAAACAUCUGUAUGUUCAACCUAGGUCGCUUCUUGGUUGGUGACAUCUCGGUGCUAGCUGUUAGUAAAGUGAACAGUGUUAAUGUUAGAUUGUAUGCUAGCUAGCAAACAAAACGUUAGCUAGCUAGCUAAUAUGUACAGUAUCUCACGAAAGUGAGUA